Molecule: messenger RNA, 2101 nt
Organism: Amborella trichopoda
Lineage: Eukaryota; Viridiplantae; Streptophyta; Magnoliopsida; Amborellales; Amborellaceae
Biological process (GO): root development; shoot system development
Source: RefSeq, a predicted model, not a curated record
UGCGAAUGUAGUCCAACUCCUUUCCUUUUUAUUUUUUAUCUUUUUUAAAUAAAAAUUUGAGCUAAAAAGAUCCAUUUUAUUCGAGUGAGCUGCAUUUUAAAUCUUAUUUUGACCAUAAAAUGAAUGUAAUAAAUACUAAACACUCAUAAUAAUCAAGAUUCUCAGCAUUUAUGUAUUUUUAUUAAAAUAAUAAAAAUUAUAAUGCAAUAUCAUCGAUUAGUAUUUGGAAAUUGAAAGAAACUAGAUUUUUAAAAAAUUCUAGUGAUAUUUGAAAAUCUUUCCAUGCGAGCUCUUGUCGAUCCAGUCGAUUCUCCGAUCCAGUUUGUUCGAUCACAGUGUUUAGGAUGUCCAAUCCAUAGCUUGCCCUUUGUUUAAACCUUGGUAUAUAUGGAUGUUAGGAAGAGAGAGAUUGGUGAGUGGUGGGAUACGUUGUUGGUGGUUGGGGAUUCAUGGAAGAGAUGUGGAAGGUAACACUCCAAGCAGUAGUUGCCGACAGAUCAGAUCACAAUCAUUGAUGAUUAUGAAGGCACAUUUUCGAUGGAUAUUAAACGAAUUUAAUUCUGUUUUUCUGAAGAUAAUAUGGUCAUCUAUGUGCAGUUUUAAUCCUUCAAAUUGUUUGAAAAAAUGCAACAAUGAAAUUGAUGCAUCUGUUUAAUCUUACAUAAAAAAAAGACUCCUUUUGCUUUCAGUUUGCAUUUGGUGCUGAGCACACAUACAACUCCAUCGAAAGUCCCCCGGAAAGGCACACAUCAACAUAGGAAACAAAUCAAUGUAAAAAUGCAAAAACCAGCCUCAUUUGUCGCCAUGACCCCAAGCUUGGGAUCCUACCCACCAAACAAUUGAUUAGAACUGAAGCACGUCGCUUUUGAUCCGAAGCCAACAUGGUUUAAGGAUUAAAUAUUUGGCCUUUUGUCUGGCAGAAAGUAGGCAAGCCACUCGUGCAUUCCAGAAUAAAUAAGUAACACCACCAUGUGUGCCACAAGCACCCACAAUUAGUGUGUUGUCUGGGGUCCUUGAGACAAUCAGAUCCAUCUUCCAUUGACCCUGCCGAUCAACAAAUACUCACCCCAAGACUCCACUUGCUAGCAAUGGCAUACAGGAGGAGGAUUCCAUUUGUCUCCCCCUUAAUACAUGAGCUUACAAGAGGCAUGGCCACUGGUUCAUUCCAAGCAACAGAGUGUGGAUCUUGGUUUCGAAGUUGCGCAAUGGAUGUCCCAAAUUGCUACCAUGUUCGAUCCAAUAGCUUGCCAUCUAAAUCACACCCAAUCUUACACCAAUCGAGUGAGAAGUUGCUCAGCUUCAGUGAUUGCGACGCCAAGCACAAGGGCAGGUGUCCUGUUGAUUCCUUGGUCGCUAUAUAUGAUGAUUCUGAUGACCUUCUCCGGUUGCCUUUCGUCCAUGAAGCCAUUCGGCGACAGCAUAAAUGUGUCGAGGAGAUACUCGAUGAGACUAUUAUGUUGAUGGACAUGUGCAGCAAAAUGAAUGAUGCCAUAGCCAGAGUAAGAGAGCAACAGCGAGGUGCUCUCUCAGCUCUUCGUAGAAGAGACCACACAGCAUUGAGAGGCCAAAUUAGGGCCUGCAUCUUAGCCCAAAAGAAGACGACCAAGGCAUUGGCCACUUGCCUUUGCGCUUUGCGAAAAACUUACAAAUCAGUUUCCUAUCAUCCCCAACACCAAGGAUCUACUCAAGACCAUGAUGUAGUGUGUGCCUUGAAACAAAUGGGAUCUAUCACUGCUCUUGUGUAUAGAUCUCUCCUUUCGAGAUUCAUGACACCAAGGAAACGGCUGUCAAUUAUAUCGACAUUCCUCAAAACAAAAUUACAACCACCAAGUGAUGGGUGGGACUGUGUGAAACUUGCCCUCAAUGCCCUCUACACCAGCUCUGGAAAGGUUGAAGAAUUAUGUGCUAUCAAUGCCCAAAACCAGUCGGAGUCAUGGGAUGAAUGCAUGAACUACAUAGACAAUCAGUUGAGGCUUAUCAGUAAUCGGUUGAUCCAAGUUCGGGUCGCACUCCUUAACAUCCAAAACAUAUAGAUUGCUCUUAUAGACUCCCAACUUUGAGCUUUGGGUAUCCGCUUUCCAUUGGAUUUGACCCAUUUGUU